AUGGCUCCCAAGAAAAAGGAACAGCAGAAGAUGUCCCUCGGGGACUUCUUGACUGACACGAAGUUGGGAUCAUGGGCCGAUGAGAUGGAGGAUAUGCCAGUUUACUCACGCCCUUCUGGAUAUGGCGGAAGCAGUAACGAGAGACGUACAUACAGCGCUACUACUGGUACUUUUGGUAACAGUACUGGAGGUUAUUCCGUUCGCGAGGAACUGCCUCUUCCUGACAAGCCACCUUACACUGUUCAUCUUGGAAACCUUUCAUUCGAUGCCACCAUUGUCGAUGUUAAUGAUUUCUUUGGAGGCUGCGAGUGUAUCAAUGUUCGCAUCAUCGAGGACAAGAUGGAAAUGAAACCAAAGGGAUUCGGAUAUGCAGAGUUUGGCUCUUUGGAAGGUCUCAAGUCCGCCUUGGCUUUGAACGGAAGUCAAUUCCAAGGACGUAAUAUCAGAAUCAGUGUUGCUGAUCCCCCCAAGGAUCGCGGUGACCGUCCUGAUGCACGAGAAAUCACCGAUUGGAGCAGAAAGGGACCCUUGCCAGAUUUGCCAGGUCGCUCAGGAGAGCGUCGCCCUUCGGAUCGAGGAUACCAAUCCAGUCGAUUUGGCGAGGAAGGCGGCGAGCGUAGACCCUCCCGUGAACCCGAAAGUGAUGGCAAAGUCCGAGACUUCGGAAACUGGGAGCGAAAGGGCCCACUCUCACCUCUCGCCCAACAAGAACGUGCUCCAAGAGAAGGUGGCAGACCAGGAACAACCGAUGGACCCAGGGCUGAAGGUUUCAGAGACCGCAAAGCUUCACCAGCCGCUUGGGGUGAAGGCAGAUCUCAAGGUCAAGGCUCCGGCUCGCAAGACGGAUCCAGACCACCCAGACGCGAGUUCCAGGAGCGCCCCGCCGUCGAGCGUGCACCCACCGCUGCCGAUCAAGACAGCCAAUGGCGUAGCAAGAUGCGACCUGACGCACCAAUUGCACCAGCUGCAAAGUCACCCGUUCCAUCUCGCGAAGGCAGCGAGGCGCCAGCUUCUCCAGCCCUUCCUUCUGCCCCCGCUGGUGGUAGGCCUAGGUUAAACCUCGCAAAGCGUACUGUUACGGAGGCCCCUACUGAUUCGUCUUCGCCAUCUGCUACAGGAGAUGCCAAGGCAAGCCCAUUCGGAGCUGCUCGUCCAAUUGAUACCGCCGCCAAGGAGAAAGAAAUUGAGGAGAAGCGACAACAAGCUGUCAAAGAGAAGAAGGAUGCCGACGAAAAGGCUAAGCAGGAAAGGGAGGCUGCUAAAGCUAAGGAGAUCGAGGAUAACGAGAAGAAGGUUGAAAUUUUACAACGUGAGGGCGAAGAAGAAGCAGCAAAGGAAGGAGAGACAAUUGAAACUGAGAACGCAAAUGGUGAGAUCGUUGAUGAUAAGGCUGUCAAACCAAAAGAGAUUGUGCGUGAUGCCCGACCAAAGCCAUCCGACACUAGUGAUGCCCGACCAAAGCCAUCUGACACUGGUGCUUGGAGACGCCCAUCAUCUGGCCCUAAACCACCCAGAGAUGAUAUUCCAAGAGGCCCAAGGGGUAGAGGUGAUGGUCACCAUGCACCAAGAGGUCCAAGAAACCAUGAUGGAGGAAGAAACUACAGACAUAACGCAAAUGGUGGUGGACAAAGUGCAGCUGCACCAGCCCAAGCCCAGAAUCCUGCCGAGACAACUGAAACUACUGCCAUGGAGGAGGAUGGCUGGAGCACAGUGUCCAAACCCAAGAAAAACAACCGAGGUGGUAACGCAGGCCAACGUGCUAUUGCUUCUUAG
Sclerotinia borealis F-4128 is the source of this 1773-nucleotide messenger RNA. NCBI's taxonomy places the organism in Eukaryota, Fungi, Ascomycota, Leotiomycetes, Helotiales, Sclerotiniaceae. The record is from the annotation of a GenBank genome assembly.